Messenger RNA from Microdochium trichocladiopsis, 3030 nucleotides. RefSeq names its product IQ calmodulin-binding domain-containing family protein. Bases 1 to 3030 code for a protein of 1009 amino acids. Lineage: Eukaryota; Fungi; Ascomycota; Sordariomycetes; Xylariales; Microdochiaceae. The transcript has a single exon. The record is from RefSeq and is a predicted model, not a curated record.
AUGCGUCGUGCUUCUGCCGAUCUCAGCGACCCUGCUCGCAACUUAGAAGAGUCAGUGGGUUCGCCCGACCCAGGAGCCAUCGACACGACCAUGGACGAUUUGGCCACAGAGGUUGUGGAUGAGCACAACCCACGUGUCUAUACGCCGCCUCCUCAUAUUGCCGCCAGAUUCUACCGUCCAUCACAGAUUCGUCGCAAGGACUCGGCUGCCUCAUCGCGACGAAAUUCCAUCUCGUCCUCAAGAUCCUCCAUCAACUUCGCUCAGGAGGAUGGACCCCAAAGCAAAUAUAUUGCGCAGCAGCUUCGCCGAGCCUCUAUUCUCGAGGAUCGCAAGGCGAGGUUGGCUGACCGAGCGGCGCACGCAGAGAAGGUCCGUCUAAGGGCUGCGAUGGCAAAAGCAUCGUCACAGAAAAGUUCCAACUCGGAAGAACGAGCCUUAGCAGCAGCGCAAGCACGCGAGAAGAAUCUGGCAGAGAUUGUUGCGUCUUGUGCUGAAGAGGUCCGAAGGGCGAAAUCCCGGGCAGAAGCAAUCAAGGACCUCAGAGAGCAGCAACUGCACCAACUACGCCAGCAGAUGGAACAGCGCCUCGCCGAAGCUGAAAAACGCCGCGAGAACCUGCGCAAGUCCCAGGCUGCCAGGCGAUCUAGGGGCCAGAGUCUUGGUGCAAAGAAGCCGAGUCUGGAAGUGCUGCCUGAUGUGAAGGAGCAGGAUGCUGCUCCUCUCAGUGAAAAUACAGCUGUCUCUCGAAUACAGUGGUGGUGGCGGGCGACUCGCCGGCAAAAGGUUGUGCACGACUUUGCCAAGCUCGGUCUCAGCAUCGACAGCGUCCGUGACACCUCUUUCGAGGCUGUCGUUGAGCUUCUUGCUCAAGAAGAUGUGCUGGUGACAACGGCAUCAAUAUUGCGGUUGUGUGGGCUGCGAGAAGGGGACACCGGGUCUGUGGAAGAUAUGGCCGCCGUCCGAACUUUUCUGAGCGCCUUCAUGAUCUUGGGGCAUCCGAACCAGGUACUGAAUAACAACGACGGUGAGGAACAAAAAAAACGGGCCCAAAACAGCUCGGCUCAAGGUCAAUAUAUUCCAAGAAAUGACUCAGCAAAUCCUCAACUGCAAGAUCUGGUGGGCAAAGCACGAGAUCUUCUAAUUACCUUUGAAAACAUUCUAUCGAGGUUGACGACGCUGAACGGCUAUACUCCGCCUCCAGCACUACGAGAGGCGCUACCAGAGGCGUAUGCGACAUUCCACAAUGCAUUUAUUGCCUGGAAAGCACGCGACUCGGAUGCUCUUAUCGAGAUCAUGCUGAUGCAAUUUGUCGAGCUCGAUGCGAUACUGGAGUCAGUCAAAGGCAUGACUGAAGAGGCGGUCACCGCCGCAUACCGCGAAAGCAUCCAAGACAACCAGAUCAAGCUCAUGGUUCGCAUCAAGAAGUUGGCAGGUCCUCAGAGGGGGAAGAAGCUUGUGUUCGAGGCAGUUCAGAAAGCGCGCAAGGCCAGAGCCGCCAAGAAGACAGCGGGCGACAGGCGACCAAGAAUUGCUGAGGCCCCAGACAGUGACAACAUUAUGGAGCCACAAGCCUCUGCAGCGGAUGUCGUCUCCUCACAAUUGCGGACGCUGACGCCACCUCCGACACCGCCCAGCAGUCGCGUGCUGAAGCAGGCAAUCGACCAUCCCGCUUAUCCUCCUAUCCUCCCUGAAAACAGAAUCAUUGUACACGAGCUUGCCAUCAACCGGGAGUACAGGAUCGAAUACGAAUACUUCCAGGAGCAGCACAAGCUCCGUAUGGAUCCUCUACUGAAAGAUCUGCGAGCGAGCGAGAACGACAAAGAGAAGGAGUUCCGCUACCUUUUGAUCAUGACCCACUACAUCAAGGACCGGCUGCAGCACCUUGUGCGACCCGGCAACUCGAUGCACACAUUCAUCGGCGAGAUACUGGACGCCGAUGUAGCACAACGACAGUUCCGAGCUGGCAGCUUUUCGUACGAGAAGUUUUUUGCUUCAAUGGGUUCGCUUUUGCCCAAGCUCUGCGCGCCAGUUCGAGAUGAGCAGGUCAAAGAUUUCGUCGACAAUAAAAUGAGGAAUGGGCAUGUCGUGGAUCGUCUAGAAGCAUUGAUUGCGAUCAUAGACAUUAUGCUCUACGAUUACGCCAACUAUAUGUUGCAGGUUGCCACCCCUAAACUGGCGGAGCACGCAAGCUCAUACGAGGCGAAAAGAUUCGCCGAGGAUCUUGAAAGUGGCCAGGUUACUCUGGAAACAGCAAAGGCGUCGUGGCGCGCCGCCCACGACAAGGUUCACGCCGAGGCCGCCAGGCGCGACCCUGAGGGCGUCAGCCACCCGCGAUCCCGACCAACAUCAGACAAGAUUUAUUGGCAGAUGCUCCUCGACGAGUUUACGCAGCCUUCGGCCACAGUCGAAUCAGUCCCUGCCCCUUUCGCUCUGGAUGUGAAACGCCGAUCGCGGUUGGGCUUACAGACUCUGCGUGUCGCCACAGCAGGUGCCAUCUUGCUUCAAUGCAAGAACAUUCUCAAACGCGACGUGCGCGCUCCUUGGAAAGGCGAGGCCGGUCGCAUCUUCGUGGUUCUGGAAGCCAUGACCGACGACUCCAAGAGUCUGAGUGUGUCAGCCGCUGUUGACGGCAUCAUGGCCGCACUCGAAGCUGGUCGUUCUAUGCCCGCAGCCACCAAGGCACACCUUCGUGCUCUUGUCCUCAAAAUCCUGACGGCAAGUUUGGACGCCAAGAAGGAGAACGCUGAGCCGCGCGAACCUGUACUGAAACUGCUCUUGACCCGCGUGCGCAACCACAUGCUUGCACGCCUACAAGCCAGCUCUGCCAGUGAGAAGGUCAAGGCCACCGGCACAGCUGGUGAGAAGCUCGCCGGACUUGGACUGCCAGAGUUCGUAGAGAAGGUGCGCGAGGUCGUUGACGAAAUGAGUCGUGUGGGUACAGUGGACCGAGAGGCGCACGGGAGUAUCUGGGAAAGCAUCGCUUCAGAUCUCGCCGCUGGGCGCGAUUUGGCCACCUCCGAGGUGGCAUAG